Molecule: messenger RNA, 876 nt
Organism: Entrophospora sp. SA101
Lineage: Eukaryota; Fungi; Glomeromycota; Glomeromycetes; Entrophosporales; Entrophosporaceae
Source: the annotation of a GenBank genome assembly
AUGGAAAGUUUACCUCCGGAACUCCUGAUGGAAGUGUACAUUUACAAUGAAUUCCCUAUUUCAUUUAUUCUUAUUAAUAAACGCAUUUACGAAUUAUGUAUGAGUCCGAUUGCAAAAGCCAAAUGGGUUUUAAGAAACUUUGGAAAAACACAUGCAUUAUUCCAUGCAAUUCGACUAGGAAAAUCUUUUAUUGUGGUUGAGAUUAUAACAUCACUGUUAGAAUUAAAAGCAAAUUUUUCAAGGUAUUUUUUCCAAAGAUUAUCACAACAGACCCAAUCGAAUAUUGGUGAAGAAUAUGAUCCGCUCUAUUUGAAUCGAAUAGCAGAUUCGUGGUUCCCUGAUAUUCCGUUCGAUGUAUAUUCACUUUUAUUUAACGAGGGUCGUGCAAGGUUUGCAUCCAAUUUAUGUAUAAAUGGCGACGAUGUCGAAUUAUUUGGUCUUUUAAGCGGUGAAUCACUAGAAAUUGAUCAGGCGUCAAUAUUAAUCAAUGAGAAUUUGAAAGAAAUUGAAGACCUAAUUGUGGAUAAAAAAUUUACACCAUUUCCUGAUAAACUUUUUAUGGUUGCAAGGGCAAUCGUAUUAGAACCCGGAAUUGUACAUAUGUGGAAAGGGAUAGGUCAUGAUAUUUGCAAAGAUCUUAAUGAUUUGGUAAUCAAAGACUGUAUAAAACUUUCACCGCCAACUCCUCCAAAUAAAAAAGAAUUCAUGGACCGAUUGAAUACUUUCGUAGACGUUGGAUUCGAAUUAACCACAUCUGCGAAGAUUGAUAUUUUACAUCUUUAUAAAGGUCAACCUGAAAUCUGUGAUUUCAUUUUGGAAUCCUUUUAUGAAAUUAAAAACAAUCAAAAUCGUCACCGAGAAAAUAUGCUGGAAUGA